AUGAGGGGGUGCCUGGUCUCUGCUACCCAGCAGGGGGGCCCGGGCCUCAGCACCGCCCCCGGGGAGCCCGUGGAUGUGGAGUGUCCCGUCUGCUACCAGGAGUACAACCAGCACAGCAAGUGCCCCCGGAUGCUGGAGUGCCUCCACGUGUUCUGCACCGAGUGCCUCCAAAGGAUCCAGCUGCGCCCCGUCGAGCGGCCCCUCGGCGCCGGCGGCGCGGCGGCCCUCCCGUGCCCCCUCUGCCGCCACCUCACGCCUCUGGAGACCGGAGGCGCCCUCUGCUUGCCCCGCCACUCGCGCAUCCUGGCCGGGCUGCCCCCCGCGGCCUUGGCCGCCGUCACCCAGAGGGUGGUGCUCACCCUGGAGGGCGACGCCAGAGACGCCGGCUUCAUCAUCCUGCCCACGGUCAGCCUGCGGGUGCAGCAGAUGCACCCGGGGAGGCCGUGCGGCGCGGCGCCGGGCCCGGCGGGAGGCGGCGAGGGCGGGGUGGGCCGGCAGAGCAGGAAGACGCUGUUCUGCGUGCAGCUGCUGGCCGUCACCUUCUGGGUGCUGUUUGUGGUCGCCUGCGUGGGCGUGGUGGUGUUCGGGCCGCACUUUUUCAACCGGCAUUUUUAGUGUUGGAAGGAAACGGGGGUCCUCUUUUAAAGGGUGGUGAUUUAGUUGUGCG
Molecule: messenger RNA, 667 nt
Organism: Pungitius pungitius (ninespine stickleback)
Lineage: Eukaryota; Metazoa; Chordata; Actinopteri; Perciformes; Gasterosteidae
Product: RING finger domain-containing protein
Exons: 1
Coding region: 1-615 (204 amino acids)
Biological process (GO): protein ubiquitination
Molecular function (GO): ubiquitin protein ligase activity
Source: RefSeq, a predicted model, not a curated record